AGGUACACUGUGAUAUUAGAUGAGGUGAAGAAAAGAAGGAAUUGCUAUUCUGACGCUGCCACUUCUACCCUACCCUACUCUACUUCUACUUCUAAUCUACUUCUACGCUGCUACUUAGUCUGGUGACAUGUGAUGAUAGUGAGGAGUGUGCUGCUACUUUCCCUUCUCUUCACAGUUUCUUUCUCUUACUUGGGCUUGAGACGCAGACGAAGCUCAUGUGACUCAGUGACGGGAGGGUGGAGUGGGUGGUCGGUGUGGGGGAAGUGCACGUGCACUAACAACAUCCCCUCCAAGGCCCGGUACAGAUACUGCACUAACCCGGCCCCUACGUGCGGGGGCCGGGUGUGUUAUGGGGAGAGUGGGGACACUACGAGUUGUUUAGAUCUAGCUGUUCAAGGAGGAUGGGGUGUCUGGGGAAGAUGGAGUAGCUGUUUGUGUGAUGUAGAGGGUGAAGUGAAGACAAAGGAGAGGCUGUGUGAUAAUCCAACUCCUAAAUGUGGGGGCAGCACAUGUGAAGGAGAAGCGACAUACUCCGAGACGUGUGCUAUAGACGGAGGCUGGACCGGUUGGGGGAACUGGAACACGUGUGAGUGUGAUCACGUGACGGGAACAGGGACUAGAAGUAGAACUAGAUCUUGUACUGAUCCUGUACCUUCUUGCUUGGGGAGGGAAUGUGACGGUGAGAGUGUAGAGUACACACCAUGCGACGAUCAGUGCUGUAAAACAGAGGAUGGUGGUUUAACUGACUGGGGAGAUUGGAGCACGUGUGAGUGUGAUCACGUGACAGGUACAGGAACUAGAAGUAGGACUAGAUCUUGUACUGAACCUGUGCCUUCUUGCUUUGGGAGGAGUUGUGACGAAAAUACGCUAGAUACCGGGUCCUGCAAUGAUGGAUGUUGCAUAACAGAAGAUGGGAACUGGUCAGUGUGGGAUGAGUGGUCAGAAGACUGUGAGUGUGAUCACGUGACUGGAGAAGGAAAUUACCGUCGGUCCAGGACUUGCUCCGACCCUUCUCCAUUUUGCAACGGACGGGAGUGUGUUGGAGAUUCUGAAGAAGUCAAAGUCUGCUCUGAAGACUGCUGUAAGCUGGAGGAUGGGAGCUGGUCGGAGUGGGGAGAAUGGACCACUGAGUGUGAAUGUGAUCACGUGACAGGGACAGGACAUUACACCAGAACCAGGACAUGCUCUGAUCCACCACCCGCUUGUGGCGGCCUAUCUUGUGAAGGCAGCUCAGAAGAGACUACAGAUUGUUCAGAGAGCUCAUGUUGUAAAACAGAGGAUGGUGGUUUAACUGAAUGGGAAAGUUGGGGCACUUGUAAUUGUGAUUUCAGCACAGGCGAUGGCACCAGGAACAGGACUAGAUCUUGCAGUGACCCUGUACCUGCUUGCUUUGGAAGCCAGUGUGACGAGGAGGAACUCGAAACUGGGGCCUGUCACGAAUAUUGCUGUAAAACAGUGGAUGGUGGUUUAACUGUUUGGGGGGAUUGGAGCACAUGUGAGUGUGAUCACAGUACAGGAACAGGAACUAGAAGUAGAACUAGAUCUUGUACCAACCCUUCACCAUCUUGCCUCGGAAGGCAGUGUGAAGGAGAUUUCGUGACAAUAGGAAUUUGUAACGACCAAUGUUGUAGAACAAUAAACGGUGGUUUUACUGUAUGGGGAGAUUGGAGCACGUGUGAGUGUGAUGACGUGACAGGAACAGGGACUAGAAGUAGAACUAGAUCUUGUACCGACCCUUUACCUUCUUGCUUUGGGAGUGAUUGUAUAGGGGAGUUAGACGAGAUAUCGUCAUGUGACGACAGUUGUGGUACGGAACCAAGUGAAAUAAGAGAGGAAGUGUGUGACCCAUUACUCUGCGAGAAAGACAUUACCUGUAAUCUAGAUGAGUGCUAUGUUGACGUAGAUGGUUCCAUCUCUGCUAUAAUUGGAAAGGUGUGUGAUCUGGAUGAUAUCAAGGUAGCAGGAUUCUGUCUCAGUCUAUAUGUUGUGGUUAUCAUUGGUGCUGUUCUAGUGUUAUUAGCUAUCCUUGCUAUAGGGACUUUUAUCUACCGAAGAAGAAGGAGUAAAGAGGUCCCCUAUGUUAUUGAAAACGUGCAUCGCACGGAGACCGAGGAUUUUGAUGAAGGAGCAUUAACCCUUUCUGAUACUGAUGUUAGGUACCGGGCACCCUGUUGUGAAGCUGAUGAUGGAGAUUAUCAAAUCUUUACAAAUGAGUUUGCUCUCGGAAACGACGGUAACGACUACAUAGAAAGACAGGAGAUACCAACAGCAGAAAGAGUACCCGCAACAGCAGAAAGACCUGUCUCCACUUACGUUACUGCAUACGAUACUGUUAACCCGGCCGAGAACAAUACUCAAUACGAAAAUAAACCAGAAGUCAGUUCUUCUAAUGAAAACGAAGCUGGACCAAGCUCUUCAUCUUACGAGAAUAAUAUUGGGCCAAAUAUUUCAUCGUAUGAAAAUCAGGCAAAGCCAAGUACUUCGUCAACGUACGAAAAUCAACCAAGCACUUCUUCAACGUACGAAAAUCAACAAAGUACUUCGUCAUACGAGAAUCAGAGCAGUGUCCAUAUAAAGGACGAUAUUAAAUACGAGAAUCAGAAAGAGUCACCAUUGUCAGCUUCAGCUAUCGAAAAUGACGAUAAUUCAAUCUUUACCCCCUACGAGGAUAUGGCACUUCGCUCUCACCAGGUAGCAAAGGAUCCAGUAUCAGAAGAAGAACAUCACUACGCAGAGAUCAAACCUAAAAACCAGGUAGCAAAAGAUCCAAUAGCAGAAAAAGAACACCACUACGCAGAGAUCAAACCUACAAACCAGGCAGCAGAAGAUCCAGUACCAGAAGAAGAACACCACUACGCAGAACAAGAAGAACACUACGCAGAGGUCCGAGGUAGUGUGGGGGUUUACAGCUACGCUGGAACCACAAACAACCCUACCAGUAACACUACUACAAGUAACAGCUGGGUUGAGAGGGAUGAGGAGCUGGAUAAGAAGUUGGAAGAGGGUCUCGAGGUGUCUUGUAGUACAGAAUACGUGGAUGACGACCACAUUUACUUCAACCCGGAUUUUGAUAGAAUUUGAAAGGAAAUCAAAGCAGUGAAACAAAAAGACCCUGAUCAGUAAUAAUGCGUUAUGUGAACACGAUCAAACAAUAAACAUGUAUAUUGCCAGACAAUUGGAUUGAUUGCAUUGUGUAGGAAUUCCUGCAAGUUCUUAUUUUUAACGAGUGUAUUAAUUGAAGUUUUGUUGAAAAAUUACAGUUUGGUCAGAGAGAUUUGUCAGCCGAGUAUCUCAUUCAUGUUGACAUAUUUGUGCCUCGUGGACAAACUUUUUCAGCAAUGAAACAAUAAGUUUUCAAUGAAGAAAUCUCAUAUAAUCAUGACAAUGGAAGAAUGCGUUAUUGAUGACAAAGAGACAAGCAAAAAAAACAUUAACAUUAAGAGUUUGAAUAAUUUUAUAACUUUAUGACGUUUUUACUAAUUGUUUGAAUAUCAAUUUAAUAAUGAGUUUAUUUUCUUUGCUGCAUU
Bolinopsis microptera is the source of this 3527-nucleotide messenger RNA. RefSeq names its product A disintegrin and metalloproteinase with thrombospondin motifs adt-1-like. The record is from RefSeq and is a predicted model, not a curated record. The coding region runs from base 133 to 3081 and encodes 982 amino acids. The transcript has 23 exons. Lineage: Eukaryota; Metazoa; Ctenophora; Tentaculata; Lobata; Bolinopsidae.